AUGAUCACAGUGAAAGUGAUCCUGGCACUUGCUGCGACGUGGGGCGUCCCGGCUCAGCACGGUGACAUACCGAAGUAUGUCGAAGCGUCGAAGGAGCCUCACCUCGAGAUCUUACAGCACAUCCCGAGCGGCGUGGAAGUACCAGCGGCGCGCAUGCGCGAGCUCGGCGUCACGAGCACAAAGGACCUGGCUUUAGAGCUACGCAGAAGUCUUCAUGGUUUCAAACGGGCCGGCCUACUAUGGAGUCAGCUGAUGCAGGAGCGAUUUGUCGAAGGCGGGUACACGCAGUGA
This is a messenger RNA of Peronospora farinosa, 291 nucleotides long. The record is from the annotation of a GenBank genome assembly. Lineage: Eukaryota; Oomycota; Peronosporomycetes; Peronosporales; Peronosporaceae.